This is a messenger RNA of Camelina sativa (false flax), 2374 nucleotides long. NCBI's taxonomy places the organism in Eukaryota, Viridiplantae, Streptophyta, Magnoliopsida, Brassicales, Brassicaceae. The record is from RefSeq and is a predicted model, not a curated record.
GUUGACUAACAUAAUUAAAUUAACCUAAUUUAAUUUUCCAUUGGAUUCUCUCUCAUAAAUAAACUGGUUUUAAUGUAAAUUUAACAUAAUUUAAAUUGUCAUUUGAUUCUCUCUUAUUUUUAAUCUAAAACGCCGUCGUUUGUUUUUCAGUCUUAACUUCUAAUCACAACGACGUUGUUCAAUAGAUUAACAUAUCUCAACGAAAAGUUAACUUUGUUAAUUUGUUAAGUUGAACAAGUUAGUCAACUUAUCGUGACUUAUUUGGCAAAGUCAACAACAUUUAACAAUUACAAUUAUGUAAAGACAAACAUGCCUAUGCCUUUUCACUUUAAUUACAAAUUUGUGCCACUGUCGAAACCUCGUUAGAAAAAGGAAAGGUUCGUGAGUUAAGAAAACUUCUAGGCCUCUAGGGUUUUAUUUUUUCUCUGCUCUUGAAGAAGUUGCUUCUUCAAUUCAACAAUGGCGAAAUCAAGAAUUUACCCGCAGUUCUUCCACACACUUGCUUCUGGCUUUCACAAACAACUCACGAUUCCUGAAGACUUCUUCUCAAAGUAUAUUGAAGGAAGAAGAAGCGUCGCGGAGAUAAAAUCGGAUAUUUCUGACAAAACCUGGAAGGUGAAGAUGUCUGCUCGGAGUCUUACUGGUGGAAGCUGGAAAGAGUUUGCGUUGGCUCAUGAUCUUCAGAUCGGUGAUGUCGUUGUUGUUAGAUAUGUAGGUGAUAUGGUGUUCCAUGUUUCGGAUUUAGGACCUAAUUACUCGGAGAUUCAAGACUAUAAGGGUAAAGAUUUGUUGAAAAAGCGUUUGCAUCCAAUAACACAAGUAGACUUUUCAUCAAACCAUGGAGAUGUUCUUGAUGAUGAUGAGGAUAGCAUAGAGAUUCCCAGGAAGAAGAAAGCGAAGAACAUUCAAGAAGCGGAAGCAGAUGUAGUUUCUUCAUCUUCAUCUUCAUCAGACAACUCAUGUUUUGUGGCUCUUGUCACGGCUUCGAAUCUACGCUCAGAUACACUGUAUCUUCCACUACACUUCACAAGAAAAUGCCGCGAGAUUGUUUUAACAGACGGAGGGGAAAGAUCAUGGCUAUUAGAUCUGAGGUUCAACGAAUCGUCAUAUAUAAGCCGAGGUUGGAGAAAUUUCUGCGAUGAAAACGGUCAAAAAGCAGGAGGUUUCUUUAUGUUUCAACUAGUGAGAAACGAGGAAACACCUGUGCUCAGUUUCUCCCCUACAGAGUCCACUAGUGAUAGAAGGCCUACAGAGUCCACUAGUGAUAGAAGGCAAAGAGACUGUUCAGAAGCUAGCAAGAGAGAAUCUGUUGCUACAAAACAUAGCAGUAAGGAAGAGAACAUAGCAGGGGAAGGUAGUGAAGACGAGUGCAGCUCACCGGAGUCAUUGACAGAAAAAAAGAAGGAUGCUUCAGAACGGAAAUUUUCAUCAUAUUCAUCAUACUCGUCGCGUCAUAAGCGAUUCAUAACAUUUACACUUCCACCGGAUUAUAUCAGACUUGAAAAACUGUGUCUUCCAAAGCCAUUCUUGAGGGAAAAUGACAUCAAGCCUGGGGAGAUGUAUCUAUUGGGUAAAGAUGGUAAAAAGUGGCUGACUAAACUAAUACUAGACAACAAAGGAACAAUGAAAAUGAGAAAGGGUUGGAAAGAUUUUGUUAAAGAGAACAACUUAAAGUCAAGCUUCACGCUCAAGUUGAUAUGGGAAGACACAACUCCGGUGCUUAGUUUGUCUGAUGCAGAACCUACGAGUGACAGGGAGAAAGAAGAUUCUUCUCCAUCGAGCCAAAAACAAUUUGUGACAUUAACAAUUACAUCUUCUGGUAUCAAAAAGUGUAGACUGCAACUUCCAAGUCAAUUCAUGAAGGCUAAUGGUAUAAACAGACUUGGGAAGGUAAGUCUUUUGAGUGACAACGGAAUGGAAUGGUCAGGAUAUCUGUUGUCAAGAGAUGGAACUGUCUCCUUGGGUUGUGGUUGGGAAGGAUAUUGUGAGGCUAAUGGCGUCAAGUUAGGACAAUCUUUUACUUUGGAGUUCAGUUAUGUAGAAGAUACAACUCCGGUACUUAAGUUUUGUUCUCAGACGCUAAAUACAAAAAUGAUCAAUUACGAAUGUAAUAAAAAUACAUUUAAAGGCAUGUAUGUACAACCAAAUAAAAAAAUUUGGUUAAUUGAGUUCUAAAAUAGGUUAAUAACUUUUGUUGCUGAGAAUAUAAGAAAUUUUGAGAAUAAUAAUGAAUGGUAGGGGCUGCGCGAACGCAAACCCCCCCUGCCACAAAUAAUGACGCAGGCUCUUCCUCAUGGGAAGACCUUAGGCUAAGCACCCCGACGUUAUGUGCAAUGUCGUCACUAGCCUAGGCCACUCGUCUUCAUGAUCACGA